AUCUUCACGCUCGAAGAGUCAAUUGAAUCGAUAAAAUGUCUGGCCAACAGAGCAUCAUUCCCACCAGCACCGCGGUGACUGAAUCAGCCGUGAUCAAGGCAAAGCUCGCGCAUGUUUGGCACUUCAUUAAACUCCAGGACUUCUCCAAGUUUUACUCUGCUAUCACAUCCUCGGAGUUCGUGAAGGGUGCAAGUGAAGAGACCGAUAUCGUCAAGUGGACUUUCAAGGACAACACCGUGCUGGAGGUCAAGCAGGAAGAACACAGCACCAUCAACCACUACAUCACCUACUCAGUCAUCUCCUCAACCCCAGCUCUCACAUACACCAGCGUCCUAUCGACCAUUCGUCUUUUCCCAGUCACCAGCGGCGAACACGCAGGAUCGACUUUUGUUGAGUGGACUGGAAACUUCUCCAACGAUGCCGACGCUAGUGUCAUUCAAGAUGCGCGCUUCAAGCGCCAGGAGGCUCUGGCCGACCUAGCCAAGGCUGCCACCAGCGCUUAAAUCAAUAUUCGACCAAUGCUAUCUGGAUUUGCGCAACGGAAAGCACGCCUUAAGAUAGGGCGACGUGCAAGAUCUCAGCGAACCAUUUCCAAGAUGCUCUUCGAUUGAAGAAGGUAUACUGCGAGUGUGAUCGACUUGUAACAGGUAGCCAAUGUCAUGAUUUGAAUGGAGUUUUGCGGCCUCCUUUGUCCCGCAAGAUCGAGAACAGUCGCUGAUCAAUCCUUGCGCACCUGAGAUCGGGUGUAGUAUCCUGUGAUGGCAUUGCCUGAAUCGUCCACCAAGUACAAAUCACGAAAGUCAUGAUUGCUGCGACUUCGAGGGUUUCCCGCCUUCGACUUCUCGCUUGUCUUGCAGGUGCUUGUAUGUUCAACGGCAGGAUCACAAAGAUUGACAAGGAAUUCUGCUCCCGCCUCGAUGAAGGUAU
Molecule: messenger RNA, 927 nt
Organism: Dissoconium aciculare CBS 342.82
Lineage: Eukaryota; Fungi; Ascomycota; Dothideomycetes; Mycosphaerellales; Dissoconiaceae
Product: Bet v1-like protein
Exons: 2
Coding region: 36-503 (155 amino acids)
Source: RefSeq, a predicted model, not a curated record